This is a messenger RNA of Diaporthe batatas, 1054 nucleotides long. RefSeq lists its product as uncharacterized. Bases 63 to 866 code for a protein of 267 amino acids. The record is from RefSeq and is a predicted model, not a curated record. The transcript has a single exon. NCBI's taxonomy places the organism in Eukaryota, Fungi, Ascomycota, Sordariomycetes, Diaporthales, Diaporthaceae.
UUGAGAUUGGGCUUGUCAUCCAUUCACCCAUACAUUGCGACUUGGCCUCAACCCCCCUUUCAAUGGUGCGAACUCGAGGCCAAACACGUCGAAUCGAAGCAAAUCGCCCGCUCCAUUUCAUGAUACACGGCCCAACCAGCCUCAAACCAGGCCCAAGCCAAACAAAGCGUAACAAAAAGCUAAAGGCUGAAGACCUAAUAAUCUGGCCGUUGACCAAGCCGAUUCCAACCCGGCCUAAAACCAGAGCAGCGGCCAAGAUGGCUAAGCUCGCCACCCAUAAGGUCCAAAAGACACCUACCACUGUCCCGAACAAGCCCAUCGGAGCCCGCAGAACGGGCAAGGUGACCACCGCCGAGGACGAUGACGCGUCUUCCAACAGCAGCAAGACAACUUGCUCAAUUGCCAAUGACAACCGCGCUGCCGCCAAAAUCACCUUCUUUAGCAUCCCAAAGGAGCACGUUGAGCAGCACACCCUGCUCGUCAGGCCGCAGCCGGGAGUGAGCAUCGAGGUCGUCGAGAAGGCCAUCCGCAGCUGUGUCGUCAGCCCCUGCGGCAACGUGCUGCUGGGCCCGGCGCGCACGAGGAAGUCGAUGGUGUCGUCGGGCGGCGGGAGCGCGGCGACGAUGGAGACGAAGCUGGAGAUGGAGGUCAUCUACCACGACUGCAGCCGGCGGGGCGGGCCGACGCUGGAGGUUUGCCGGAGGAUGCAGAUCAGCAACGGGCUCGGGGAGAGACGGCGGCAUGAGCCGCUGAGGAUGGAGGACGUGUUGCUCAUCGUGGGCAGCAGGAUGCCCGAGCUCGUGGACUCGUGCGAGGUGGUCAUGGACAAGAGCUGGGCUGUGACCGCCAAACCGAGCUUGGGAUAGAGUCAUCACGCAUCUCGAUCUGACGGCAGCACUGGCGGGUUAUCUGCAGCCAGGGCUGGGACAGCCCUCUUGCUCUGUCUGAGGAGUCGUUCCGCAUGAGGAGCGAGGUACACGUGCAAAGCAUAGCGACUGGAAAGAUGGAGCUUUGGUUUUUUUGGGGACCUCUUUUGUGCAGCGUCAAAUAUUCC